GACUAUAAAAGCCGGCACCCGCUUCCACUAGACGCAUAGUGUACUUGGGUAGUUCAUCCGAGUAGCAGCAUCCGAGUCGAGCAGAAGCUUGGUAGUGUAGUUGCGUCCAGUGGCGUUGAGUGCAUCCGUAUCCGAGGAUGUUCAAGAAAACGAUCGUUCUGAGCUGCCUGGUGGCGGUGGCCCUCUGUUCGGCCGACCUGGAAACGGCUGAAACUGGCUGGGGAGGCGGUGGUGGUGGUGGCUGGAGCAGCGGCGGCGGUGGCUAUGGAGGUGGCGGCGGUAAGAAGGUGAUCAUCAUCUCGUCCGGCGGCGGUGGUGGACACGGAGGCAGUGGUGGAUGGUCCAGCGGCGGUGGUGGUGGCGGAUACGGCAAGGGAUGGUCCAGCGGCGGUGGCGGACUGGGCAAGGGUUGGUCCAGCGGCGGUGGCUCUUACGGAGGCGGUGGCGGUGGAUGGCCAAGCAGCAAGGGAUGGUCCAGCGGUGGCUCGUCGUUCGGCGGUGGAUAUGGAGGCGGUAGCGGGUGGUCCGUUGGAGGAGGCAGCGGUCUCGGUGGUGGACACUCGGGCGGCUGGAGCUCGGGCGGCGGUGGUCGCAGCAUUGGUGGAUGGCCGUCGGGUGGUGUGAGCAAGGGAUGGUCGUCGGGAGGUAGCGGCGGAUACGGAGGAAGCCAGGGAUGGUCGUCGGGAGGUAGCGGCGGAUACGGUGGAAGCCACGGAUGGUCGUCGGGCGGUAGCGGACUGGGAGGUGGAUACGGAGGCGGUGGCUGGAGCUCGGGCCGUAGCCUGGGAGGAUCGGGCGGAUGGUCGUCGGGCGGUCUGAGCAAGGGUUGGCCAUCGAGCGGCGGCAGCAAGGGCUGGUCCUCGGGAGGCGGCGGCUACGGAGGUGGCAGCGGAUGGUCCACCGGAGGAAGCGGCUGGAGCGGUUCCAGCGCUUGGUAAACGGUGGCGUACGUCCCUCAACAUCCGAAGCACCCCUCAACUACUGCCCCAGCACUGUUGCGAAACAGUUCUUGUUGAUAUCUUGAAAUAAAAACGGCGCAAUACCAUUCGCUUUUUUUGUACAUAAAACUA
This is a messenger RNA of Anopheles stephensi (Asian malaria mosquito), 1070 nucleotides long. RefSeq names its product loricrin-like. The transcript is spliced from 2 exons. Lineage: Eukaryota; Metazoa; Arthropoda; Insecta; Diptera; Culicidae. The coding region runs from base 138 to 938 and encodes 266 amino acids. The record is from RefSeq and is a predicted model, not a curated record.